Messenger RNA from Talaromyces atroroseus, 1518 nucleotides. RefSeq lists its product as hypothetical. The record is from RefSeq and is a predicted model, not a curated record. NCBI's taxonomy places the organism in Eukaryota, Fungi, Ascomycota, Eurotiomycetes, Eurotiales, Trichocomaceae. The transcript is spliced from 4 exons. Gene Ontology annotation, molecular function: transmembrane transporter activity. Gene Ontology annotation, biological process: transmembrane transport. The coding region runs from base 1 to 1518 and encodes 505 amino acids.
AUGGAGAAAACCAAGGAGGGUAGAAUGGAGGACUUGAGCAACCAAAAGGUCAUUGACGAGGAGGCGGCUUCUCCUGCUCUAGAACUUGCGUCUCGGCACCGGGAGUAUCUUCUACAGAGGCAUGGAACACUCGACCUCGACCCCGUCCCGGCUAUGGAUGACGCUGAUCCAUACAACUGGCCAACAUGGAAGAAAAACAUGAACCUCAUCCUGGUGGCUUUCCAUGCCAUGAUGGGCACUUUCACCGCUGCGUCCAUUAUCCCUGCCUAUUCCGACAUUGCAGCAGACCUAGGUAUCAGCAUGACUACGACUGCCUAUCUAACUUCACUUCAGAUUGCCAUCCUUGGAGGCGCCCCUCUAUUCUGGAAGCCGCUAUCAAACCGAUAUGGUCGCCGUCCCAUUUUCUUGAUCUCCUUGAUCGGAAGUCUGGUAUGCAACAUCGGCUGUGCCAAAAGUCCGUCGUAUGGUUCAAUGGCCGCAUGUCGUGCCUUGGUGGCCUUCUUCAUUAGCCCUGCUGGCUCUUUGGGCAGUGCUGUCGUGACUGAAUGUUUUUUCAAAAGAGAUCGCGCAAGGUAUAUGGGUGUCUGGACAUUGCUGGUUACCUUGGGUGUCCCUCUCUCUCCUUUCGUCUUCGGAUUUGUUGCUCAACGAGUCAACUACCGAUGGAUUUACUGGAUCCUUGCCAUUGUCAAUGGAGUCCAAUUUCUUCUGUACACUUUUCUCGGACCGGAAACUCGCUAUAUCGGAGGGCCAGAUGGUGAACCGGCACUUUCGGGAUUCCGCCAGGAGUAUUUGAGCUUCCGCCGCAUCGACCCUACUCCACUGAAACCAUAUGAAUUCAUCAGACCCUUGACCUUUGUUACUCGACCAACCGUCAUUAUUCCUGCCGCAGCGUACGCCAUGGUCUUCCUCUUUGGAAGUGUCAUUUGCACAGUGGAGAUUCCUCAGCUUUUACAAGUCAAGUUUGACCUGAAUGCCCAACAACUUGGUCUGCAAUUUUUGGGUGUCAUCAUUGGGUCAGUGUUGGGCGAGCAACUGGGCGGCCCACUUUCUGAUACAUGGAUGCGAUGGAGAGCUCGCCGUCAAAAUGGACAAUCUCCCGCUCCGGAGUUUCGCCUUUGGUUGAGCUACAUUGGAUUUUUGCUCACCAUUGCUGGGACCGUUGUAUUUUUGGUGCAGACCGAGAGAUCGCCUGCCGGCAAGUGGAACGUGACGCCGAUUGUGGGCGUCGCCAUCUCUGGUUUUGGAAAUCAGGUAGUCACAACGGUUCUGAUCACAUACGCCGUCGAUAGCAACCCUGGCGAGCCCGCCACCGUUGGAGUCUUCAUUACAUUUGUCCGGCAAAUGUGGGGGUUUAUCGGACCAUUCUGGUUUCCAAGCAUGUUCGAUAAUGUCGGUGUUGCUGAUAGUGCUGGCGUCGCUGCUGCCCUACUAGUAGGAGUUAGUCUGUUCCCUACCAUAAUUCUUCAAUAUUGUGGAAGCGAUUGGCGGCGCAACAGAAAGCCAUCAACCACCUAA